CAACACAGCGUGGAAAAAGUUGAUAAAAUCAAUGGCCCCCUUUUCAAAUUUCGAUUGCCCUUUUUUAAUUACUCCGAGCUUCGUGUUCUCCGUCUUUCUUGGAGAAGAACAAAUGGCCAUUGUUCUGCCAACCAGCUCACCCACCCCUUUUAAAAGGGGAAUUGAAAUUCCCCCUUUAUGCGAAUGUUCCAGAUCCCAUCUUCUCAGCUCUGAGAAAUCCCCCCUUUUGAUUUACAGGUAGAUCUCUGCCAUGGAAAUUGCCCUUUCAGGUUCUUCAGUUUCGCAGCAGUGCCUUCGUCUUCCCACUUCCUCCCAGCAGCGCCACAGGAGCUCCUUGAAGAUCCCAGAUAUCUUUGAGUUUAAGCAGAAAUCAAGAAGAAUGGAGCACACCCAUUUGAAAUUAUCUACCACUGUCAACUGCUGUGCAGGACAGACUCAGGAACUUGGAACGAACAAGGUGAAUGGCGUGAUAGAAACUGAAAAGGGGUGUGACUUAUUUGAGGAUAUAAAACGCCGAUUCCUAAGCUUUAAAAGACAUACAUAUAUGAAAAAUUUAGAACAUUUUCAACGUCUCUCUGAUGCUCAAGCUCCAAAGUUCUUGGUGAUUUCUUGUGCAGAUUCUAGAGUUUGUCCCUCAAACAUAUUGGGUUUCCAGCCUGGAGAAGCGUUUCUUGUGCGCAAUAUAGCAAAUUUGGUUCCACUUUUUGAGAAGGGACCAUCGGAAACACAAGCUGCAUUGCAGUUUUCGGUUAACACGCUCGAGGUUGAAAACAUUUUUGUCAUUGGCCAUAGCUGCUGUGGGGGCAUUCGUGCACUUAUGAGUAUGCAAGAUGAAAAACCGAGUUGUUUUAUCACAAAUUGGGUCAUUAAUGGGAAGAAUGCAAAAAUAAGGACAAAGGCUGCUGCUUCCAACCUCAACUUUGACCAGCAAUGCAGACACUGUGAGAAGGAAUCGCUCAACAAUUCGUUGCUGAACCUCCUGACAUACCCUUGGAUUGAAGAAAAGGUGAAGAAAGGAAGUCUGUCCAUUCACGGUGGCUACUACGACUUCGUCGACUGUACGUUCGAGAAAUGGACUCUUGAUUACGAAGCAAGCAGCUUUAAAGAGGAAACUCGCAGAAUUGCUGUAAAAAAUCGAGAAUUUUGGUCCUAGCUCUUAAAGUAUGCCUUUUCUCUUCCCUUUAUAAUGUUGUUUACGAUUCCAUUUUCAUGUAUACCUUCGCAGCCUUGUGAUGAAUGGAUAUGGAAGAAUAAUUUGCCUGUGUUAGAAUUGAGUUUGGGAAUAUUAUGUUUGGAUACAAAUGACUUUCUUUUUGUACUUCA
Molecule: messenger RNA, 1323 nt
Organism: Momordica charantia (bitter melon)
Lineage: Eukaryota; Viridiplantae; Streptophyta; Magnoliopsida; Cucurbitales; Cucurbitaceae
Gene: BCA5
Product: beta carbonic anhydrase 5
Biological process (GO): carbon utilization
Molecular function (GO): carbonate dehydratase activity; zinc ion binding
Source: RefSeq, a predicted model, not a curated record